UAUGUCAAUUUAUAAAUAAAGUUGAGGUUAUGUGUGAAAACAAAUAAAACGCAUAUUUCUGUAAAAUGGCUUAUUUAAUUCGUACCGUUGCAUUUAGACCAAAAGAAUUAUUGACUAGAUGUUACAAUAAAAUCGUUAUCACCGACAAUGGAUCCACGAUUGUUGCUCUUCACAAAGAUGUGGAUUUUCCUUACGAACACUCAAAACCACUUCCAGAUGAGACCGUCGUAGAUAAUUCUAUAUUGAGAAUGAAUGACAAAGACGAAGUGUAUAGAGUAUUUAAGAAUGUGAAGCCUGAGAUAGCGAGAAAGCACCUAUCCUCACUCACACUCACCACUGAACACAGAUGGUUCCCAAGGGCUAGAGACAAGAAGGCAAAGAAAACUGAAAUGAACCGCCCCUACCUGUAGUGUUUACUGCUUUACUAGUAUAAGAUAUUGUAGAAUAUAAUAAAUCGUUGUUAGAUUA
This is a messenger RNA of Trichoplusia ni (cabbage looper), 468 nucleotides long. RefSeq names its product 28S ribosomal protein L42, mitochondrial-like. Gene Ontology annotation, cellular component: mitochondrial large ribosomal subunit. The record is from RefSeq and is a predicted model, not a curated record. Lineage: Eukaryota; Metazoa; Arthropoda; Insecta; Lepidoptera; Noctuidae. Bases 66 to 410 code for a protein of 114 amino acids. The transcript has a single exon.